UCGACCCCUUCUCACUGGCGUGCGCAGAAAACACACUCUGCGUGUGCAGAAAACACGCUCUGCGUGCGCCCGGGCUGACGCGCGGGACCUAGACUUCAGACGCGCGGCGUGCGUCGCUGCAGCGGCCGCCGCCAGUGGUGGUGGUUGCGAUCCGGGAGUGAGGACGGAGGCAUGCCCGGAGCGGAUUUCAGAUGGAAAUGUGAGUGGUUCGACUGGCGGGUGGUCGAGCAUGAACGUCCCGCUUUACCUGCUCACCGUCGCGCACUUGGUGGCCGCGGCGCGUCGCAACGGUGAGAAACAGGAGGUCCGCUCAGGACGCAGGACGUGCCGGCUCUACUGCAGGGUGGGCAUUGGCUUCCACCUCCAGAUCCACUCGGACGGCAGAGUCAACGGCAGCCAUGAGGCCAAUCGACUGAGUGUUCUGGAGUUGUUUGCCGUGUCCCAAGGUGUGAUCGGAAUCCGAGGAGUCUACAGCAACAGAUUUCUGGCCAUGAAUAAGAGAGGACGCCUCCAUGCCACUAAUUCAUUUAACGAUGACUGCAAGUUCCGCGAGCGUUUCCAGGAGAACAGUUACAACACGUACGCGUCCGUGCUCCAUUGGAACCGCCGGACUGGUCGCCAGUGGUUUGUGGCCCUCAACAAGCGAGGCAAAGCCAAGAUGGGCUCCAGCCCACGGGUCAAAGCCCAGCAUAUCUCCACGCACUUCCUGCCCAGAGUCGGCUUCGGCGGCGAUGGCAGCAGCAGUGAGCACGGGUUCGCUGUCACGGACGGGAAAAGCGACGAGCAGCGGGAAACGCCGCCCAAGUUGCCACCCGGACCCCCUGCCCGUCCAGAGAAACCAAAGGUCCAGGAUGGGGCCCGGCCCAGACAGGUCAAGUACUGGCCCAAGUAUCGCUUUGGAUAGAAUGAGCAGCCUCAGAAAUACUUCAGAGCAUUCCCGGCACAAUCGACCCUCGACGAAAAACUUGUAAUUUUCGGAAAAAGUUCUUUUGGAUCGCCGAUUUAUGAUGUCGAUCCACUAGCUCUUUAUGUCGAGUGUUUUGCUGCAUUUCGGGAAACAGCAAAGUCAGAACAUUUUUUUUUUUCGCUCUGACUGUAAAAAUUAGGGAGGGGUAAGCAC
Syngnathoides biaculeatus (alligator pipefish) is the source of this 1120-nucleotide messenger RNA. It is a transcript of the gene fgf5, whose product is annotated as fibroblast growth factor 5. The coding region runs from base 230 to 904 and encodes 224 amino acids. Gene Ontology annotation, molecular function: fibroblast growth factor receptor binding; growth factor activity. The transcript has 4 exons. Gene Ontology annotation, biological process: positive regulation of cell population proliferation; cell differentiation; fibroblast growth factor receptor signaling pathway. The record is from RefSeq and is a predicted model, not a curated record. Gene Ontology annotation, cellular component: cytoplasm. Lineage: Eukaryota; Metazoa; Chordata; Actinopteri; Syngnathiformes; Syngnathidae.